Candida tropicalis MYA-3404 is the source of this 597-nucleotide messenger RNA. It is a transcript of the gene NUO2, whose product is annotated as Nuo2p. NCBI's taxonomy places the organism in Eukaryota, Fungi, Ascomycota, Pichiomycetes, Serinales, Debaryomycetaceae. Bases 1 to 597 code for a protein of 198 amino acids. The transcript has a single exon. The record is from RefSeq and is a predicted model, not a curated record.
AUGUCAGGAGGACCAGUUCCAGUUUGGAAGAAAUACACAACUAGACCACAAGGUAUCUGGGAAAAAAUAAGACAAUUGUUAGUCUUGGUACCAAAUAGAUCAUCUGGUAAUCCAGUUGUUUCAUUAUUUAGACAAAUCCCACCAGGUGAAAGAAUCCAAGAAGCAAAAGAAUACAAAGAUCCAGUAACUAUACCAGCUGGUGAUAUUAAAGGAAAUCCAUAUUUUAAAAGAGACUAUAGAAGAAACUAUCCACAAGUUCAUACUUUUAACCAAACUAAAAUUUCUGGUUUAUUGAAUUUGGGAUCCGCUGCAAGCCCAAGAAUUUCCAUUGGUGAUAAAGGUAAUAAAGAAUUAGAAGUUUUCACAAAUGGUAAUGAUGUUAGUUUAUCAACUACUUUAAAAUCAGUUCCAGCCAAUGUAGUAAAAGGUGAAAUUUUGGGUAAAUCUGGUGAACCUAUAGUUGCCCCAUCUUUGAAUAAAUUUAAAUGGGAAAUUUUAUCAGAACCUGUCUCAGGUAUGUACACUAGUGAUUACCCAUGUCGUAUUUUCACAGACAAGAAAGUCACCGUUGUUGGUCAACAAGCUGCAUCUCAAUAG